AUGGAAGAAAGGAAACAAGGAGUCGGUUACAAGGAGGAGGAGGAGGAGGAAAGCACGAGAGCCACCUCCUCCUUAUUAGAUCAGCACAGGGUGGGCACUGGAGCCCUUGUGUUGAUGCCACUAUACUCACCAGCAACUCCACCUCCACCUCUUGGUCACGAGAUCGCUUCACACUGUGACCGUUUACUUGCUUCUGAGCAUGCUUCGUGCUCCCAUCCCACUGUCACAUUUUUCGCGCUGUCAUAUCUUGCCUUAACCACAUUCAAUGCAUUCGAUUCCAGUGGCACCAAUGAUUGCAUGCCGGCAGUGGAAUACUUACAUUGCGAAACUACGAACUUUGUCACAAAGAGGCACACCUCAAUACGCCAUCCUAUGGUUUCGUUGAUAUCCGCACCAGUUAUCCAUGCUGAGACAAGUUUCUUCUUCGCUGCAAUGUUGUUAAGUUGCUCACCUGUAACAUGCAAUCCAACGGGAAUGGACUGGAAGUCAAUGGACGAAAGGAAGGUGAAUGAACUGGUUGUCAUAACUUGCAUGGAAGGAGGAGGUCCUGUUGAUGAUAAGGCAGAUGAGGACGAGGACGAGGAGGAGGAAGAGGAGGAGGUAUUGGCAGCAUUGAUGGUAUUAGCACACAAGAACCGUCUCCACCUCAACGACGUACCCUAUGGGCACAAAACGCCCAUCAUGCUUCGCCUGCCCCUCCGUAGUUUGCCAAGUGGUUGGUGGCAGGCAUCGAGGGUGGAUGCAUCGCCUCAUGGUGCAUAUCUGUGCAAUGAGGUGAAGAGUGUUAUGUGCUGGGUUAGGUUAGGUGAAGAGGCGCUGGAUACAGGCAUAGAUGGGCACAGCACUUAUUCAAAUGGGACCAUUCUCCUCUCGACGACAGGAGAAGGCCUCGAGGACGCUGCUCCUGUUCUUCCCAGCACAGUUGCUCCAUUCAUCGUCCACAUGCGACUCCCAAAGUGGCCUGCGUAA
Molecule: messenger RNA, 969 nt
Organism: Hydatigera taeniaeformis
Lineage: Eukaryota; Metazoa; Platyhelminthes; Cestoda; Cyclophyllidea; Taeniidae
Source: the annotation of a GenBank genome assembly